This is a messenger RNA of Symbiodinium sp. CCMP2592, 6498 nucleotides long. The record is from the annotation of a GenBank genome assembly. Lineage: Eukaryota; Dinophyceae; Suessiales; Symbiodiniaceae.
AUGGCCCUUCUUGGCCUCGGGCCUCUGUUGGCUUUCUGCGUUGCCUCGUCCUCGAUUCUGGCCGUUGCUGCCGAUGAAUGUGCGCGGAAAGAUGAAAGCUGCAAUCGAAGCGUAGAUCAUGAGGCCAGUUUUGUACAGGUAAGGAGAGAGCACUUGAGGAACGGCUCUUGUGCCGGCGACAUCUUUACCACAGUUGCCAAGAACAUUGGCGGCGGGACCCUGUCCGAACAUCAGAUUGCCACAACACUAGCGCAUGGCUGCGAUCCCACGACAUCCAGCUACUCAAAGCAUUGCCCAGAAGUGAAGGAGUUGCAUACAAAGGCCUAUGUCCAUACACUUCAGAGGCUUAAUCGUCUCCUCCUCAAGUUUGGGUCGGUGGCAGCGUCGUUCGAUGACUUCAGCAUGGUGUCGCUCUAUAACUGCAUCUGGCACAACCGUCACAACCCCGGCGACAACUUCGGAGACGAACCGUUCGACACAUGCACUGAGGACCAGCUGUGUGCGAUGAUCACGACUGCAGAAGAAUAUGAGCACCAAAUGCCCGAAGUUUCUCUCGAAGCAUUGCGGAAGAGCCGCGUGCAUCGUGAGUUUCGAGGGACGCAUGCUGGAUGGCCCGGAACAGGGAAGGAUUUCCCGAUGGUCCGGGUCUCUCUGCUACACAAAUCUGAUGGGACGGCAGCAGCCCCUGAAACCAUUCUGGGGCGGGGUGGCUUGCGGCUCUCUGCGGUGAGUGGAGGAUGGGCGAAACAGUCCACUCUUCACCUCCAGCCAAAAUAUUCAGAGGGCUUCCAGAUCGCUUGGGGAAAGAUACGUGAUGGGAUGCUUCCAGACGAGGUGCUCGGAGGGCCUCCGCUCCAUUUGGAAAGUGGGUUGGUCGCGGCUGAGCCGGGGAGCCUGGUCCGGAACUUCUCGGAUACCCCGGUUGCCGCGAAGAUGCCUCCGGCUGCCGGAAGUCCCAUCACCCUUCUGGUGAUCGGCGACCCCUGCAAUGGUAACAUGUUUGGUGGCGGCCAGUGCGUCUUUCGUGACUACUAUGGAGUGAACAAGACACUCCCAACUCUUUUGAAUGCUGCCUUGCCCAGCACCGACGUUUGGUACUUGACAGGUGACAACUUCUACGACCGCUACGGCGUGUUCUCCGUGAGCAUAUUUGCGCAGCUUGAACCCGCUGCACAGGGUGUGCCGUUGCUGUCGACGCCUGGGAAUCACGACUACUGGUUUGAGGGGGUUCCAGAGUUCGCACUGGACGACUCCUUCCUGGGCUACGACCAGUUCGGAUUUGGUGGGGCGCAGUUCUACGCCAUGGACACCGCGGCCUCCUGGGCUCCCCAGGCACCCUCGGAGGAGUUGAUCUCACCCAAAGGCCGCCCGGCCUCGCAAUUCUCGCAGGCUCCGGCCUUUUUGGAUCUCUCCGGGAAACCGAAGGAUGAUGCCAAGGCCGCGAACUUCCAACACUACAGCAUCGCCGGCAACGUCGGUUUUAUCGUCAUCACCUGCGUCGGGGGAGAUCCCCGGCCCUUUGUGAAAGAGGCAUGCGCCUUCAUGAAGCAGAAGAACCCUGACUUGGUCUUGCUUCUUGGCCAUUGGAACAAGCCAGGCAGUGGCUGCACCACCGGCUGGGAUGUGCCGAAUGUCACAGCCUGGGCACUGGAUCACUCAGACUGUGCGGCUUUUCGGGGUGAGUCAGGUGAGGCACCGUAUGGCCCGGAAGGAAAAGCAGCGACACGCAUGAAGUUCAUUGUUGGUCAUCAGCACUGCAACUGCAUGACCAACUUUGCUGAAACCUUGAAGGACGGCUGCUUGGAUGACCAUACAGAUCCCUCCAAAGUUGACGGCUUCAUAAUUGGCUCACAUGGGAUGAGCUGGGAUCCGCAGCACUAUCCAAAAUGCAGCUCGCGUUUUGGCUUGCCCGUGCUUCGCACAGAUGGAGGCAGACUGACUUUCGCGUAUGCAAAGCUGUCACUGGAUACAUGGCUGACACACUGCAAGCCCUGGGAAAUAUUCUGCAAAGACAGGCCAGGUGAAGUGUCACGAACAGAUAUGUGGAAGUCUUGGUUCACAUUUACGCCGUCGCAUUGGUCACCCAGGGCCGCAGGCCCCUAUGGAAAGGGCAUCCUCCGAGAAAAGAUGGAUGGCCUUGUGGCGUGCCUGAGAGAGAAAGGUACUACCGAAUGCUCAAAGGAUGCCUCGCUCUUUGACCAGUGGCUGAAUGACACGGGCCAGUCUGCUCUGGCAUGCCUCAUGCUGCAGGAGUGUCAAGAGGAAUGUUGGAAAGCACUUUGUGCGCAAUUGGAGCACAAGUUGGGAUGCUCCAUCCGCCACAUAGCGUCUAGCAACUCCUCCACUUACCCAGACCUUAUGGAUGAGGAGGAAGAGGAAGUGGUCAAACGACUGGACUCCGAAGCCUUGCGAGAAGGUCUCAGAGAGGUCUUGAACUCCAUGCAGCGGGAUCUUCCGAACUCGCGGCCUGUGACGCUGCUCGAAAGGAGGAUGGUCACGUCAAGGAAGAGCUCCGAUAACUCCUUGCUGAGCUUGUUCGAUGAAGGGUUCAGAGAGGACGGGAUAGCAUGCUCGCUACGGUCGCUACGCUUGUCAUGUGAAGAGGCUGACAUGGAAGGUCGCGCUCCUGUGCGGGUGCCGUCUUCGCCGUACAGAAGCGCGUCUGGCAUGGCUAGUACACUGGGGACUGGAGCGAACAGGCUGAGGUCUGCGAGCCCUUCCAGACGAGCUCUGGCCAUUGACAUGCGGCGAAUCGCCAGCUUGCUUCGUGACCCAGCUGGGGCUCUGCAAGGCAACGGGGAGAGCAUGAACAAUUCAAUUUGUUCAAGCCCGAACAGCGCUUGGGAGCCUGGAGAUCGGGGGGCGGCCCCCACCUUGGGUGCAUCUGCUCGAGCUUCCAGCUUGUCACGCAUGGUGAUGCAGAACCAGUUCACUGCACUGGCAGAGCGAAUGAACACUGGGGUGUCAAGCCUGCAGCGUCAAUGUGAGGUUGACAGGCGUCGCCUGGCGCAGCUGGAAAAGAAGCUGGAGGCCCAACUGGACGAUCGUGCUGACAAGCAUGACGGCCGGGAACGCUGGGCCGAAGUUCAAGGAAGUGUGAACGGCCUCAUUGAGGAGACCCAGUCUCUUGCUCGCCGUGUUGAUGGCUUGGACGAGCGGCUCUGGGCGCGCACUAGUGGGUCCGAAGCUUCCAAGCAGCGGAACCGGGAGAUUGAACAGCAGGUGCAAGCCAUGGAGCAGCAAAAUCGUCUCGCGGCAGCUGCUGCAGAGGAGACACAGAAGCGACAGGCCACAAAGAUUCGUCGUGCUGAACACUCACUUGAAGAGGUUUUGCGACGUAUGGCCGCGAUGGAGGACGAGGUGCGACAGAAGAAUGCCACCCAAAGAGAUGGCUACAUGGAGGCCAGGGUCAAUGGUUUGGAGCAGACACAGGAAGCGUUAGAUGCAGACCUCCGUGCUUUGCAGGCCAGCCUCGAAGAUGGCCUGCAGAUGCGUGAUGCCAAUCAGGAAGGUGCGGACCUGCAAGGGGCGGAUGUCUUCGAGGCAGUCCGCAAGUCAGAGAUGGGCCUUUCCGCACUGGACCGGAAGGUGAGCAACCAAGUGGAGGACCUUUCCUCUUCUGUGGCCAGUCUCCGUGUGAAAGUGGACGGCCUGUUGAGUCGAGUUGGAGGCUUGGCGGAGCGAAUCGAGACGGCCCAUGAGCCCGCGAUCGAGUCGCUGCGUUUGGAACUCUCGCAGGCCCGACAACAGGAGCGGCGUGAAUUCGACACAGAGCUGCAAACCUUCAAAAACCGGUUGCAACAGGCGCAAGACUCCAACGAGGAGGCAUGUGGUGAGCUCCGAGAGGCUCUUCGCCAGAGCCGUUCGGAGGUCGCAGCGCUGAGCUACCGGCCGGACAUCCAACAGGACAACUCCUGGAUGCGCACCACAGAGGAAAGGCUGGCGGGGCAUGAGCAGGACUUGUUUGACCUACGGGAGCGCUUGGAGCUGGUGCAGGCAGAUGGGACGCUGGACGGCAAGACCAUGCUGAUGAAACCGGCGGAGGACAUCGAUGACUUGCGCCGGCGCCUGGAGUGGUUGGAGGAGCAUGGCUCUGCUGCAGCAGACAAAGCAGACUCCAGCAGAAUCUCACAGGUCCAGAACAGUCUCUGUGACCUCGUGGAGCAGGUCUCCAGGCUCAAGCAGCAGGCAGCUUCUUCAGAAGCGAAUGCCAACUCCUGGCAGCAACAGGUGAAACAAAUUCAUAGUCUCAUUGAAAGAAGACAGAACGAGGACUCAGCGUCCAUGCGUGUCACCAACGAGGUGGAGGCCAAGGUUGGUGCAUUGUCUGCGCAAGUCGCCGACAUGGCAGCAAGGAUGUUGGAGGUUGAGGGCAGCCUGGAUUUCGUUCGCGAGAACGAUCUCACAGCCGGAGAGGUCAGCGCGCCUGAGCGCACGGCCCCUGAGAGCGAGGCGCCCGCCCAACCCAGUGCGCUUCAGGAGAAGCUGGAAGCCGUUGCCGAGCACUUGGAGGUGGUCGAUGAUCUGUCGGAUCGCCUUGCGGAGCUUGAGCGUCGCAUGAGCACAGGUCACGACUUUCAUCCCUUGGGAAGCUCAUCACCUGGACCAGUGUCCGAGGUGAGCUUCGGAGGCGAGGCGCCCUUGAAGGCUUCCUCUGCUCCAGAUCUUUCUGCCAGCCAGCUGGGCGAGCUUCAGCUUCGAAUGGACGCGAUGGAUCUGAAGAUGAAGUCUGUCCAGGAGGCUGCUGCAGCGAAGCAAAGCAAGCCUGACUUGAAGGUGGAAGAGGACCUUCAAGCGCUGAGAAAAGAGCUCGUGAGUCUGACCUCCCGGCUGGGUGCAGCCGAGCUGGAGUUGAGCUCUGCCACGGAGGAGCUGGCGAAGAAGGCAGAGGCUUCGCCUGCUCCGGAGUUGGCAGCCCUUCGUUCAGAGCUGUUGGAGAAGGUCAGAGAGUUCGAUGCGGGCCAGGACCAGUCCAAACGCUCGGCCGCCUCGACAGCUGCGGAGGUCAAGGAGGUCCGGGAUGACGUCGUCCUCCUCUCUGAGAAGGUCGAUGCCACGCUCGAGGACCUCCAAGAAGGGCUCACAGCCGCGAAGCAAGCCGUGGAGGCAGUGAUGGCACCCAUCAAGCAGGAGCUGAAGGAACUGCGAAGCAGGCUGCCGGAUUCUGCUGCAGAGGAGAGUGCGGAGCAAGCGUUGCUUGAGAAGCUGGAGGAGAUCGAGCGCAAGAUGAAAGAUAUGCAGACCUCGCAGACUUCGACCUCGAAGGCUCCCGCGAAGGAUGGCCUGGAGGAGAAGCUCACGCAGCUGGAGAUGGCCUUUGCCAGGAUUGAGGAGGCCAAGCCGGCGAGCAUCGAUGACACCGUCAUCGUUGAUCGCCUGGAUGCCUUGGACAAGCGCAUGGACGAGGACCUCCAGCGGAGCGUGGGAAGGCUCGAGAAGCUUCUUGGAGAGGAGAUUGAGGCUAUCAAGACGACUCUGAAAGAGCAGGUUGCAGCACUCAGCAAGCGCUUGGAGGUCGCCGCCGCAUCGCUUCGUUCAAUGCAGGAAGACUCGACAAAGCAGGAGCAAGAGCAGCUGACCCAGAUGGAGGAGCUUCAGCGGCAGCUCCUCGAGCUACCGGAAACCUGCGUGGCCACGGUGGACUUCGUGGAGUUGAAGGAGCAAGUCAAGCAGGUGGAGCUGAAGGUCUCAACAGGGCUUGGUGCGAGUUUCGUGCCCAGUGGCGGAGCAGACGCCGCCGAGGACGUGAAGCUCCGAGCACAAGUUCAACAACAGGUCCAGGAGCUCGCCGGCCAAUUGUCCACCGAAGUGGCAAAGCUGGCCCAGCACCACAAGGAGAUUGCGGACACCAAGACCACCGUUGAGGACUUGGCGACGCAGCUCAGGGCGCAGCCGGCUCAAAAAGAGCGGCCCGAAGUGGAGGAGCACACGGAGGAGCUUGCAAAGCUGCGCAAAGACUUCGUUGCGCUGGCUGACCGCCUUGCGUCGACAGAGACCCUCUCUUCAGCGACCAAGAAGGAUCUGGAAGCGCUCUUGGGUCCGCGCAACAAGAUCGGAAUCAGCAUGGGUGCAGGCAACGACUCACCGUUGGCGGAGGUACGUGGCCGGCUCGAUCUGCUGUCUGAGCAGGUAGCCGAGCUGCAAAGCAGGCAGGAGGACAGCCACACCGGAAGCGCCAGCCUGAAAGGAGCUCGCAAAGACUCUGUGGCCAGCGCCGACGGCAGCCUCAACUUCUCCCUGACGGAGCAGACGGAGCGACCAGGCGCACCAGGCGACAGCUUGAAUUUCUCCUUGACCGAGCAAACGGCCAAGGGAGACUUUUCGUCUUCGGAGCCCUUCGGCAAGAGACCAGCUGGCAUCAGCCUGGAGGUUGCCGAGGAGGACUCUGAUUUGGAUGAGAUCUUGUCCGCGACAGAUUCGCCCGUUGCCGUUCCCGGUCAACUUGCAGGUCCCUUUGCUUUGGAACCGGAGUUCUGCUGUGUCAUGCUUGCCGCAUGA